CAACUUCUACAGCGACAGCACUGUCAUUUCUCCGUGCAAGACCCGGAGUCCCCAAAGGCCAAACCUUGGCCCUGCGCUGCGCCUCCAUUUUCCAUUCGAUUGAACCAAAACAAUGGGAAGACUUAGAACAAAGAGUGACUACGAAGACCUCCGAAGUGCAAGAAUCUUAGAAAACCAGGCUCGCUUGGCGUCACUGGGACUGCAAAAAACAGUCUCCGAACUCCGGUCGAUUGCUUCAUCUGCAAAACCUGCGAAGGCCCACGUCAGAGAAUACAAUAAAAAAGACUACAAGAUCACGCCUUUGCGUCGCUCCGAUCGUUUGAAGCAGACAACUGCCACCGCCGCUGACGCCGACGUCACCCCCAAGCAAAUUUCGCGACGCCGGUCUGCCCGCUUGAGAGGAAAAGAGGUGGGUGAUGUUUCAGAGGAGAGUGAAGAGAGAUCUCGUAGCUGGGGAAGAGUGAAAGCAAGUGGUUUGGAGCUUCAGCUGUCGCCUGAAGAUUCUGCUCGGCGUUGCAAAAGCAAGGGAAGGGGCAAUGUCUAUAACCCUGUGUUUGGAAUUUGUUGCCACUUCUGCAGGCAAAAGACAUUGUGCGUUGAAGAGGAUUGCAAGAGAUGUGGUAAUUUUGAUAUGGAUCAGCCUUGCAUAGGGAAGACAGAUUGUUCAGUUUGUCAUUCUAGCUAUGGUGUUCUCUGUCGAGCUUGUCUCAAGGUUAGGUAUGGUGAAGAGAUGGAGGAGGUGAGAAAGGAUAAGGAAUGGAUGUGCCCUCACUGUGCAGAAGAAACAGGAUUUAACCCUUACUGGAUAUGUAACAGUUCAAUGUGCCUAAGGAAGCGAAAGAUGCCUCCAACUGGCCUAGCAAUAUACAGAGCUCGGGAGAUGGGAUACAAAUCUGUGGCACAUCUACUAAUGGAUGAGCUUCUUCAACGAGCAAACAAGAGCAGAAGAUAAGGAUUUCCUUUUCUAAAAAAGAUACUGAUGUACUAAAGUAGAGCAACAGAGCUGCAAAAGAAGUGUAGAACUGACUGUUAUUGCUUCUAAAAUCAAUCAAUAUUGUAUUGAACUGAUAUGAGUCUAUGUUGUUUGUGCAAAAACAGUUGUCUACACAGACUGGCUUAGAAUGUGUAUUGAAACUCAAGCACCUGGAUGGUAUUCCAGUGCAAAAUUUGUUGCAAUCUAAAUCCAUGUUGUGUAGUAUAAUUAUUUGGCAAAAACAAUUGAGAAAUGCUAUACAAACUUUCAAAUUUA
Corylus avellana is the source of this 1249-nucleotide messenger RNA. RefSeq lists its product as uncharacterized. Lineage: Eukaryota; Viridiplantae; Streptophyta; Magnoliopsida; Fagales; Betulaceae. The record is from RefSeq and is a predicted model, not a curated record. Gene Ontology annotation, biological process: regulation of DNA-templated transcription. Gene Ontology annotation, cellular component: nucleus.